CUCGGGAAAAAGCUCAGAAACUGGCCGGAGGUGCGGGGAGACGGGGACGCUAGGGGCUCUCGAAAUCUUCCAAAAGCCAGCCCCACCCCAGGUCCUCGCAGACAGGAGCCAAUGACGCUGCCCAAGCCCGGGGUCUACUACUUCCCCUGGGAGGUCGGAGCCGGCCAAGUUCCCGACGGGGGCGCCCUGAGGACGUUCGGCAGGUUGUGCCUCUACGAUGUGACCCAGUCCCGCGUGACCCUGACGGCCCAGCGCGGGUCUGAGCAGCACCAGGUCCUCGUGUGCACCAGGCUGGUGGAGCCGUUCCAAGCCCAGGUGGGCUCCCUGUACACGGUCCUGGGGGAGCUCGAGCACCAGAAGGACGGCGGUUCCGUGGUGAAGGCGCGAGUGCUGACUUGCGUGGAAGGCAUGAAUCUCGCGCUGUUAGAGCAAGCCAUCGGAGAGCAGAGGGCCUACCUGCGGCAGAGGGACGGCGGCCCGUAGCAACGGGAGGCUCCCGGGGACCCUCCCCCACCCCGAGCCUGCGGUGAGCGGCGAGUCCGCUGCUGCGACGGAGGCGGCAGAGAAGACGCAGGGACUUACCCCGGGGACGGCCGUUUUCUGCAGCCUGACCCCACUCCCCCAGGAGAGCACAGGAGGCCGAGCCCCGGGCACCGCGGACUGGGGGCCUCGUGGGAGGCGCGGAGGGUUCCAGAAGGUCCUCGGAAUAAAGGCCGGCGAGA
Phyllostomus discolor (pale spear-nosed bat) is the source of this 722-nucleotide messenger RNA. RefSeq names its product TEN1 subunit of CST complex (gene TEN1). The record is from RefSeq and is a predicted model, not a curated record. The coding region runs from base 112 to 483 and encodes 123 amino acids. Gene Ontology annotation, biological process: negative regulation of telomere maintenance via telomerase. Gene Ontology annotation, cellular component: CST complex. Lineage: Eukaryota; Metazoa; Chordata; Mammalia; Chiroptera; Phyllostomidae. Gene Ontology annotation, molecular function: telomerase inhibitor activity; telomeric repeat DNA binding; single-stranded DNA binding. The transcript is spliced from 4 exons.